CAAACAACAACCGGACCUUGUCCAAACCCCGAUUUCCAUUAUCUGGUCCUAUUGCGUUCAUCCCUUCACCACCACCACCACCACCAAACUCCUCCAUAUCAAGAUCCUUAGACUUAAGAUAUCUGCCAUCACCCGACAUCCUCUCAUGGCGAACACACCUUUCCUGCUAGAAUCCAACUUCAAUUUCAAUCCUUUACUCCAACAGACCUUCCAUUUGCCCCCACUUCGCUUUCCCCCAAUCAAAUUGUCGUCUGGCUAUAAUAACGCUUCCAAAUUGAACAACUCUUCUUACAAGGUGAUCAGAGCUUCCCAAAAAUUUAGAAUUAAAUGCUUCUUCAUGAGCCAUAAGCGCAAAGGGGAAAAAGAUAUUAGUGGAAAUGGAAGCGGAAAGGAUAACGAUUUGGAAGCAGUUUCUGUUGGCAGUGGUAUAAAUGAAGUGUUUUGGAGAUCAAUUAAGAAUGUCCUCAAAGCCUUACAAAAACCCGUUAUAACUGGAGUUUUAUUGGGUUUGUUAUUGUUGUACGAUCAUCACCAUGCGUUGGCUGCUUCCGGUGGGAGAAUGGGUGGAAGAUCGUUCUCCUCCCUCUUCUUCUUCUUCUUCGUCUUCGUCUAGAAGUUUUAGCACUCGGACCAGAGGCCCGGAGUUGUCAUUUUCGGCUCCCUAUUAUGCUCCGACGCCAUUUGGGGGCGGUGGGUUCUUUGUAGGGCCAGCGGUUGGAUUUGGGUCAAGCUUUUUCUUCGUCAUGAUGGGUUUUGCUGCUUUUAUUUUGGUGUCUGGCUUCUUAUCAGAUCGCUCUGAUACCGAUGAUGGAAGUCUGCUUACUGCUACCGAGAAAACAAGUGUUCUCAAGCUUCAGGUUGGAUUGUUGGGUUUGGGUAGAUCACUGCAAAGGGAUCUCAAUCGGAUUGCUGAGACAGCUGAUACAUCCAAACCCGAGGGGUUGAGCUAUGUAUUACAAGAGACAACACUAGCUCUACUUCGACAUCCUGAUUAUUGCAUCUCUGGUUAUUCCUCUGUGGAUGUGAAGAGGAGCAUAGAUGAAGGUGAGAAACGAUUCAAUCAACUCUCUAUUGAAGAAAGGGGUAAAUUUGAUGAAGAGACUCUAGUCAACGUCAACAACAUCAGAAAGCAAAGUGCAACAACUCAAAGAUCUAAUGGCUUCCGUAAUGAGUAUAUUGUGAUUACAAUCAUUGUGGCGGCUAGUGGCGUACAUAAACUGCCGCCUAUAAACAGUAGUGCACAACUGAAAGAAGCAUUGCAAAAGCUAGCGUCUAUCCCUUCAAGCAGAGUUAUGGCAGUUGAGGUGCUGUGGACCCCACAAAAUGAAAACGAUACUCUUACAGAACGAGAAUUGCUUGAAGAUUAUUCGUUGUUGCGUCCUCUGUAGGUUAUAAGCUGUCAACAAUUUGUACAUUUUAUAUAGGUGAUGAUGAUAACUGUAUACGCAAAUGUGUGAUUCCAAAUGUAUCAGUUUGAAAUGAUUUUAACAAUUUUUGCAGUGGUAUGGUAUAUUUUAUAUAGC
Lactuca virosa is the source of this 1523-nucleotide messenger RNA. NCBI's taxonomy places the organism in Eukaryota, Viridiplantae, Streptophyta, Magnoliopsida, Asterales, Asteraceae. The record is from the annotation of a GenBank genome assembly.